GAUUUAUUGAAUAGCAUCGACACGCAGUUGGCGGAAGAGGUGAGCCGGAGGAGACAGGAAAAGGGAGAGUAUUCACUUUCGGGCCGCCUGGUGUGUGUGUGUGUGUGUGAAUAUGUGUGUGUGUGUGUGCGCAUACUUGGGAGAGAGUGUAGUGUGGUGAGUGGGUGGGUGCGUUAGUCAGUCGGCUCUCUGCAGUGCACUCAGCCGCUUGUGCUCUCCUCUCGGCUGAGUGGAAACACCAUGUGUCUGUGGGACGCCCAGAAGGACGUUCCCCCCACGGAACCGAGACCAGAGUAGACCGCCGGACCGCCUGGAGGACGAGGGCCCACGAUGGACUCCUCCAGAACCUCGGAGUAGACGACGUGGGGAAAAGAGGGGGCGCCGAGAGGCUCCCGAAACCCGGAUAGUUUGAGGAUAGUUUUUUGCGUUUGAUCCCACCACCUCAAACCUGGCUAUGCCAUGCUGGCUCAGAGGAACGGGCUCCCGCCGGGCUGCAAGCCGGCUCCCCUGAAGGAUCGCCCGGACCCGCGGGACGCCGACGCCGAAGGGUGCUGCUCCCUCUCCCCUUCCCCGUCGGCGGGAGGGUGCCCCUGGGCUCGGCUCGCCGGGGCGGACGACUGCCUGUCGGAGCCGUACUGUCUUUGGUUCCAGCUGUUGGCCCGAGCCUACUGGGGGGAGGUGGAGCUGGGGCUCACCAGUCCCAACCGCAGCGUGUCCUGGGCUCGGCUCAGAGAAGCCUCCAGGAAGAACUGCGUCCGGUCUCGGGCCAAGCAGAAGGAUGGGCUCGAUCAGAGCGAGGCGUCGGCCGUGGCUUCUCCCGGGGCGGAGGAGGAGCCUUUUUCCUGGCCGGGGCCCAAGACGCUUCACCUGCGCCGAACCUCCCAGGGCUUCGGCUUCACGCUGCGACACUUCAUCGUCUACCCGCCGGAGUCCGCCGUCCACAACUCUCUGAAGGAUGAAGACAACGGCAGUCGAGGGCGACAGCGGAACCGGCUGGAGCCAAUGGACACCAUUUUCGUCAAGCAAGUGAAAGAGGGAGGCCCCGCCCACGGAGCUGGACUCUGUACAGGGGACCGGAUAGUGAAGGUGAAUGGAGAGAGCAUCAUUGGGAAGACCUACUCGCAAGUCAUAGCUCUGAUCCAGAACAGCGAUGCCUCACUGGAGCUCUGUGUGAUGCCAAAGGAUGAGGACAUUCUGCAGCUGGCGUAUUCCCAGGAUGCAUAUCUCAAAGGAAAUGAUGCGUACAGCGGAAAUGCCCAGAACAUCCCCGAGCCCCCUCCCAUAUGCUACCCUCGGAUAGAAGUAAAGGCCGCGGGCAUGGCUCAGGCAUCGGAGCCCGCCGCAGUCAGUGAGACCCCCCCUGGCCCGGCUCAGGGACCGGGAAGAAGAGGGGGGGCCGUGGAAAAGAGCUACCGGGUUGAAAUCCCCGUUCCGCCAUCUCCCCCGCCCCAACAGCCGUCGAAGUCUCAGACAGUGGUUUGUGUCUGUAGUGAGACUGUGAGGACAGUGGCUAUGCCUCCGGAUCCAGUUGAUAGGGGGUCCCGGGUGGCCCGGGCUGGACCAAGCCACAGGACAGAGGAAAACCGGUACAGUCCUUCAGCAGAUACCGGCUCAGCGAGACCGAGACCUCUUAUUCCCUCAGUACCUGGGGGUGCACAGUUGCAGUACCCCUCUUCCCGUCCCACAGAAAGCCCGGUCUACUCCCCCCCUUCAUCGAGACCCGGUCCUAUCUAUCCUGACACAUUGUCUCCAGCUGUACGGUCCACCGCCGCCUCACCGGACGCGUUCUCCAGCGCCAUCUCACCCAGCGCCAACCACUACUCACCCUCUCCCACGGCCCCCUCCACCUCUCCACACCAGAACAUCGACUGGAAAAACUACACCACCUACAAGGACUAUAUAGACGCCAAGAGGCUGCACACGUAUGGUUGCCGCACCAUCCAGGAGCGCUUGGACAGCUUGCGUGCGGCUGCCAAUUCCAGCUCUGCCUACGCCCAGCAACGCACGCCGACUCCUCCUAGCUCCAGUCAAAGGGGGGCACUGGGCUCCCAGGUCAGACGGAGAAGCACCUCGAAUGACCGCGGGGUGGAUGCAAGUAGCAAGGUCACUGCGGCGACUCCAUUACGUAGCAUCUCCCAAGAGAGGCUUGGAGCGGAGAGGACAACACCAAACAGGAACUGGCCCCGGAGUGCGUCCGAGGACGCUCUGCCUUUCUCCAGCCCCGCCGGAGUCCCCGAACCUCGGGCGCGGUCUUGUGACUACCUGGGGAAGCAGCCCGGAGAAGCAGGUGGGUUGGCCGUCUUCGGAGACCGGGUGGUGUUGGAGGACAGGCUGCUGCUGUGUCGGGGAGAGGAAGCCAGAGCUAGCAGGCAGGGAACGGGCCUGAGAGCUUCGCCUCGUCUGAACCGGAGUCUCACUGGACAGGAGGGAGGCGGGCGAGGAGAUGGACUAUCAAACUCUGCUCCUGUGUUUACUAAAUUCACGACGGACUCCGUGCUAACAUCAAGGGCCGACGGUGUCAUAAUGAGACCGUCGCGCCUGCCUGUUAAAAACUCCAUCUCAGACCCUUCAACUGCCUUACCCUCCUCUCGACCCACAGACCCUCUCAAAGACCAAAGAGCCAACAUGGUGGGCAACCACCUGUCACCGCUGCACCUGCAGCUCAGAGGCCGCGCUGACAGCCUGAAAAUGGAGAGCAGGUCGGAGGCCGGGUUGGCCGCCAGGUCCUCCUCUUGCUCUGGUACUUCCUCUAAACUGCCCUUGCAGAGACAACUACAAAGUGUGGUUGUCGCUGCCUCUCCCUCUGCUCCCUCCACCCCUAAUGGAGCUGUCACCCAAAAGCCAAAAGCCAGAGGGCUGUCCAGCUCCACCAGCGCCCUUGUACGGACUAACGGCGUAGAAGGACCGGACGCGACAGUCGUCGUCCUGAGAAGGGACAAAACCUCUGGGCCUCCCCACAUCCGCCCUCCGUCCUACGUGCUAGCCGUCAAUGACAACCAGGGAGGAGGGAGUCACAAGCCCCCGCCAUUGGUGAAGGCGGGCUCUGCAGACGGGACGAUGUGCUGGACGUCCGACGACGGCUUCAGGGAGACGCAUCUGAGAAGGCUCGGAGACGCGCGUCAAAAGUCCGCCUCCAACGACUUGGACGACUCCCUGGAUUCAAUCCCCUUCAUAGAUGAACCAUCGAGUCCCGGCACCGACCAGGACAGCGCUCACGUCCCGGCCUCCGCCGUCAUAUCGGGAACGCCCGUCAUCAUCACCACCGUGCCGCCAAGCCCCGCCUCUCUGUCCCCUCUCAUCCGACGCCACAUGUCACAUGACCAAGAUUCUCUCCGUCUCACCAUUAUUGAGUCAGAUUCUGGUAAAACGGAGCGGUCCAAGUCGUAUGACGAAGGUCUGGAUAACUACCGGGGAGAGGUCAUCGGGAGGUCUUUAAUACCGGGCCUGAAGAGUCUGAGGAAGGCGGUGGUGGACCGGUCCUCCGAAGAUUCGGGGUCCAGGAGGGAUUCUUCAUCGGACGUCUUCUGCGACGCCACCAAGGAGGGACUGCUGCACUUCAAGCAGCUGAACACGGACAAGAGCAAGCGCGUCGGUGGAGGAGGAGGCAUGCGCCCGUGGAAGCAGAUGUACGGCGUGUUGAGGGGCCGCUACCUCUGCCUGUACAAAGACAGAAAGGAAGGGCAGGCCCACGCCAACUGCCAGGCGGUGGACGAGCCGCUGCCCAUCAGCAUCAAGGCGUGUCUGAUCGACAUCUCGUACAGCGACACCAAGCGCAAGAACGUGCUGCGGCUGACCACGUCGGACUGCGAGUUCCUGUUCCAGGCCGAGGACCGGGAGGACAUGCUGGCCUGGAUCCGGGUCAUUCAGGAGAACAGCAACCUGGACGAGGAGAACGCGGCCUUCACCAGCCAUGACCUCAUCAGCAGGAAGAUCAAGGAGUACAACACCUUGAUGAGCCCGACGGGCAGCAAGACGGAGCCGUCGCCCAAAUCCUCCCGCAUCCGACUGCUGGGAGGGAAAGGAGAGCCCAGAGCAUCGAGUCCGCUCACACCCAAACCCGAGCAGGAGAGGAAGAACACGCACAAAGAUGACACCAGCCCCCCCAAGGACAAAGGGAUGUGGAGGAAGGGCCUCCCGGGCCUGAUGAGGAAACCUUUCGAGAGGAAGCCGUCCCCCGGGGUCACGUUCGGAGUGAGGCUGGACGACUGUCCUCCUGCACACACCAACAAGUUCGUGCCCCUGAUCGUGGAGGUGUGUUGUAAGCUGGUGGAGGACCGGGGGUUGGAGUACACGGGCAUCUACCGAGUCCCCGGGAACAACGCCGCCAUCUCCAACAUGCAGGAGGAGCUCAAUAACAAGGGCAUGAACGAUAUCGAUAUCCAGGACGACAAAUGGAGGGACCUCAACGUGAUCAGCAGUCUACUCAAGUCCUUCUUCCGUAAACUUCCAGAGCCGCUGUUCACCAAUGACAGGUACGCAGAUUUUAUAGACGGCAACAGAACACAGGACCCAGUGGAGAGACUCAAAGUGCUCAAGAGGCUGCUUCACGAGUUGCCCGAUCAUCAUUACGAAACCCUCAAGUUCCUCUCGGCUCAUCUCAAAACCGUGGCCGACAACUCGGAGAAGAACAAGAUGGAACCGAGGAACCUGGCCAUCGUGUUCGGCCCCACUCUGGUGCGCACCACCGAGGACAACAUGACCCACAUGGUGACCCACAUGCCGGACCAGUACAGGAUCGUGGAGGCCCUCAUUCAGAAUUACGAGUGGUUCUUCACCGACGAUGGGACCGGAGAUCCAGUGACCAUCUCGCGGCAGGAGAGCGCGGUGGAGUCCCAGCCCGUGCCCAACAUCGACCACCUGCUCACCAACAUCGGCCGCACGGCCACCUCGCAGGGUGAAGUAUCAGAUUCACAGACUAGUGACUCAGCUAAAUCAAAGGGUUCCUGGGGCUCGGGGAAGGACCGAGAGCUGCUAGUCUCCUCCAUCUUUGCUGCCGCCAGCCGCAAAAGAAAGAAGUCAAAGGAGAAGCCGCAGCCCAGCAGCUCAGAUGACGACCUGGAGGCCGCGUUCCCAAAGAAGGAAAACCCCGGCCAGAAGCCGAACCACCACGGCCUCCAGACCGAGGCCCGGAGCGAGGCCCGUCCCGGCCUCAACGUCAAGCAGCCGGCGGAGGAGAGGAAGGAGAACGGGAGGGCUGUGGAGGUCAAGAGAGAGCACAGGAACUCCUCAUUCCUGAAGGAGACCACGUCCUCGCCUCCCACCUCCCCGAACCCAAAUGUCUCCGUCUACCAAACCGAGGCGAGACCCUCUUUGUCGGACCCCCCGUCCCAGCUCGACGAGAACACCUCUGACCUCGGGACCAUGAGCUCCGGGGCGUCGGUGUCCAGGUCGAGACCGAAGAAGUGGACCGGCGCGACCCCCGACCUUCCCGCGGGAGCGUGCGGCGGACAGGCGGCGGGUCCGGGGGCGUCCGCCGGCGCGGAGGUGAGCUCCAUCACCUCGGACUACUCCACCACCUCCUCCAUCACGUUCCUGACCGGAGCGGAGUCCAGCGCUCUCAGUCCGGAGCUGCAAGGCGGGGAGGAGGCGGACGACGAGCGCAGCGAGCUCAUCAGCGAGGGCCGGCCCAUGGAGACGGACAGCGAGAGCGACUUCCCGGUGUUCGCCCCGGGCGGCGGCAGCAGCCAGUCGACCCCCUGCCCGGACAGUCGGGACAAGGCGGAGCUCAGAGGAGGCGGAGCGACCGAGGGCGGCGCCGCGGCGAAGCUGGAGGCGCGCCGCCUUUUCCCGACGCACCGGAUGAUCGAGUGCGACACGCUCUCCAGAAGGUGGUCCCUCAGGCAGAAGACCGACAGCGAGUCGUCGGUGGAGGGCGCCGCCGGCAGCUCGGAGCGCAGCGAGGGCAGAGCCGAGUCCUCCACGCGGCUCUCCCGGGUCCUGGAGGUGAUGAAGAAAGGCCGGUCCACGAGCAGCCUCAGCUCGUCCUCGCGCAGCGAGUCGGAGCGUCCCGAGCCCGCCUGGCACCUCAAGAUCACGGAGCGGCUCAAGUUCAAGCUGCGCUCCUCCGCCGACGACAUGUUCGCCCAGAAGAGCCGCGGGAGGAAGAAGAACAUCCGCCGCAGGCACACCAUGGGCGGGCAGAGGGACUUCGCCGAGCUGGCGGUCAUCAACGACUGGCGGGAGCAAGGCGGCGUGGACCAGACCGCCGAGCUGUCGGCUCUGGACCGCCUGAAGCCCCGGUGCUCCUCCCAGGACUUCUCCAUCCGGGACUGGAUCACGAGGGAGCGGCGCAGGGGCUCCGACUCCAGCGCGGAGGUCGCGCCGAGAGCCGUCCCCAAGGAGGAUCAACCCGUGGCUCCCGAGAGACCGCCUUCUCCCGCGUCUCCGGUCGCGCCGGAGCAAGUCAACGGCGGAGCGCCGCAAGGCAAAAGCAACAAAGCCGGCCUGCCGGACGCUCACCCCCACAAACUGUCCGGGGUGCACGUGGUCCGCUCACGGUUCUACCAGUAUCUGUGAACGAAGAGGCGGUUCUGGUUCCAGAGGACCUUUUUGUGUUUUUUUUAUUUUUUUAUUUUUUUUUUUUUAAAGGAACGAAUGCGUAAAUGUACGAAUGUGGAUAUUUUAGCGAAGGUCACUGCACAAUAUUUUUUCUACAAAGUAUACUUUAUGUAUCUACUGUACAUACCAUGUACAGGCUCGUGUGAUUGUUACUGGAAUCGUGCUGAAGAGAUGUUGACGUGUGUGCGACUUCCAUACUGGAACUUCCUCCUGCAGCAUCGAACCCGCGGGACGCUGAACGUUAACGGGACAGAAAUGAGCUUUGUGGAUUGUUAAUGAAACUUUACUAUUACUGAACGCAGGAGGAAGCUUCUUUUCUUUUUAAAGGAUUCAGCUCUUCCUCUUAUAAGCGGUAUGAAGAAUGUAUUACUCUCUUGGACUAACACUAGUUGCUUGUGACGAUAUUGUCAAAAAACAAUAUGUAUUUUUUUCGCCUGUACUUGAAGUAUGUGGAUGUAACUGAGGGCUGCUUUCUGAGCUGCGUGCUGUGGGAAGUUUGAUUUUUUCACAGCACAGUCAUAACAGACAGAUAUUAGCUUGAUGGAUUAUUAUAGUUUUUAUCAAAUAACGACUGAAAAAAACAAACACACAUUAAAAAAAUAAAUUUAAAAAAAACAGUAAUGAAAAUGCUGAUACUAGAGUAUUUAAUGCUUGGUACGGUUGUUUUUAUUUCAAAAACUUUGUCCAGUUAUACACAUUUUGUUUUAAAAAAAAAAGAAUUAAGUGCCUCUUUUUUUCCCCUCUUUUUUUUUAAGACUGUUUUUACCAGAAUAUGCGUUCACGUCGACAUCGGAGCAUUCAAAUGUAUCUUUUUAUUGUCAAUGCAGUGAAAUGGGCGCUCAGAACCCGGCAGAGGAAACACACCGACGGCAUCUUUACAUCUUUACAUCUUUACGGCUGCAUGAGACAAUGUUUCCUGGACAGUGAACAUCUGGCCUGUGUGCAGCAGAACAAGGUGCAGCAAA
This is a messenger RNA of Cyclopterus lumpus (lumpfish), 7523 nucleotides long. RefSeq names its product rho GTPase-activating protein 21. The transcript is spliced from 24 exons. Lineage: Eukaryota; Metazoa; Chordata; Actinopteri; Perciformes; Cyclopteridae. The record is from RefSeq and is a predicted model, not a curated record. The coding region runs from base 460 to 6516 and encodes 2018 amino acids. Gene Ontology annotation, biological process: signal transduction. Gene Ontology annotation, molecular function: phospholipid binding; protein binding.